Dendrobium catenatum is the source of this 1813-nucleotide messenger RNA. RefSeq names its product retrovirus-related Pol polyprotein from transposon RE2. The record is from RefSeq and is a predicted model, not a curated record. The transcript is spliced from 2 exons. Gene Ontology annotation, molecular function: zinc ion binding; nucleic acid binding. NCBI's taxonomy places the organism in Eukaryota, Viridiplantae, Streptophyta, Magnoliopsida, Asparagales, Orchidaceae. Bases 727 to 1497 code for a protein of 256 amino acids.
AAUAUUUACCUAUCCUGCUCUACCUAUCACUGUUUGAUUAAGGUAGCACUUCCUCUGAAUGUGCAUACUGGCUAUACCAGUCUCGACGGCUUAGUGCAGAGAUUGUUCCCUCGUCUUCUUCAUAUAGUGCAUUAACUGUAACAGAUGACAUAAGGAAGCUAAAUGAUUUCAAGCCUCUUCUUCUCUAUGUUGCUUUUAUUAACUUCUUAAAUGUAGGUUGAUUUCAUGGUAUCAGAGCCUUGAGGCCUUGUCCUGCUUCUUCUUUUUCUCCUCCGAAUGGCCAAACAGGAUUCCGCUUCUUCUGCAUCGCCUGGUUCAUUUCUAUCAGCAUCGAUGGCUAAGUUCUCCAUUCCAUCUUCCUUGAUGUUUCUUAUGAACGAUUUGAAGAAUAUUGUAUCUACUUCUCUUACGAAUGAUAACUAUCCUAUUUGACGUCUGCAAGUGUUCAAGUUGUUCUCUGCAAAUGGUUUUGAAGGUUAUUUGACCAGAAAUAUUUCACCACCUGCUGCAUCUUCGACAAAAUCAGGUUCUCAAGACCUUCGGCUUUGGAAACUUGUUGAUCAAAAUUUAGUUUCAGCCUUGUUGUCUAUAAUUUCUACAUCAGUACUUCCUUAUAUUCUUUCUUUGUCUACUACUCAUGAGAUUUGGAUAACCUUAGAAAAACGACUUCAGCCAACAAAUCAGUCACGUGUAAUUCAACUUAAAAAUGAAUUACACCAUAUUCAAAUGAAGGAGCUCUCUAUGACUCAAUAUAUGUCUCAAAUCAAAGCUCUCAUAGACAAUAUUGCCACUUCGGGAGAUCACAUUGAUGUUGAAGAUGUUAUUCUACACACCUUAAAUGGAUUGCCCUCUAUUUAUAAUCUAUUUAAGUCAGCUAUUUGCACUACUCAACAGACGGUCAGCCUGGAUACCUUGUACUCACUUCUAUGUAGUGAGGAAAUAAAUUUGCAAAAUGAACAAAAGGAUAUGUUGCCACUGUCAGAUCACACAGUCUUAUGGACAACUCGUUCCAAUGCAGCUCGUGGUAGGCCGGGUUUGCCAGGUCAUGGACGAGGAGCUCCCUUCAGAACAAAUACUCCUAGAAGCAAUUUCAAUAAUAGGCAGUUUACUCUGAGCUCCAAUGUUCGCACUCCUACUCCUUCCACAGUUCAUCUGACUUGUCAAAUCUGUGGCAAACUUGGGCAUAUUGCUCUUAACUGUUGGCAUCGCUGUAAUAUGCAAUAUGCACCAACAACGUCCAACUCUAAUCCUAGUGCUUUUCUCACGAAUGCAAAUAGUUCGGUAACCUCUCCGAUUACUGAAUGGGUGCUAGACUCUGGUGCAUCCUCUCAUCUCACAUCAGAUGCAAAUCAACUUCAGCAACGUGCACCUUAUGUGGGAACUGACCCUGUCUCUAUGGCAAGUGGUGGAACUCUUUCUAUACAUCAAAUUGGCCAAGGAAUUCUUCCCUUACCUGAUCCAAAUCGGCUUCCUCAGCAAGGAUCUUUUGGACAAUAGCAUCCUUCUCCGUGGCCGGUCUCAAGAUUGUCUCUACCCGGUUCACACUAUGUCUGUCACUCGAAGCUCUUCAUUCCACUGUUCGCUCUACUGAACCUUAGCAUGCUCAGCAUGGUCAUCCUAAUAUUAGUACUUUACGGAUAUUAGCAAAUGUAUUACCUUAUAUAUGUACUCUUUAUGUUACUUUUUUAUGUACUUCAUGUAAUAUGGCCAAGAGCCAUAAACAACCCUUUCAUUUAUCUCAUAGUAAUGUACUUAAACCCUUUCAAUUAAUACAUUCUGAUGCUCGGGGACCUGCUCCUGUCGCUUCACUUCA